GUCUUGAGGUCAACAGGAUGCUGAGGGCAGGGGGACACUUUGUUUGGGCAGCACAAUCUGUUUAUGAGCAUGAAGAUAACUCGCAAGAACAAUGGAAAGAAAUGGAGAACCUUUCUUGGUGUAUUUGUUGGGAACUUAUAAAGAGGGAAGGGUACAUUGCUAUAUGGAGGAAGCCUCUGAACAACAACUGCUAUGUUAAUCAGCAUCCUCAAUUACAACCUCCUAUAUGUGAAGCCAAUGACGAUCCAGACAAUGUUUGGUAUGUCAGUCUAAAGGCAUGUAUCACUCCGUUACCUGAGAAUGGUUAUGGGGCUAAUGUUACUAGCUGGCCCACACGCCUUCAUUAUCCACCAGACAGGCUACUUACCAUAAAAAUGGAUGCCUACAAUUCCCGAAAGGAAAUAUUCAAAGCAAAGUCAAAAUAUUGAAACGAUCUUGUAAAUGGUUAUGUUAAUGCCUUCAAUUGGAAAGACUUACACCUACGAAACGUGAUGGACAUGAAGGCUGGAUAUGGAGGGUUUGCUGCAGCAUUACAUGAUUAUGGGAUUGAUUGCUGGGUUAUGAAUGUUGUUCCUGUUAGUGGUUUCAAUACAUUGCCUGUUAUUUAUGACCGUGGGC
Messenger RNA from Camellia sinensis, 618 nucleotides. NCBI's taxonomy places the organism in Eukaryota, Viridiplantae, Streptophyta, Magnoliopsida, Ericales, Theaceae. The record is from RefSeq and is a predicted model, not a curated record.